This is a messenger RNA of Chenopodium quinoa (quinoa), 1060 nucleotides long. Its product is annotated as calmodulin-like protein 3. The transcript has a single exon. The coding region runs from base 147 to 839 and encodes 230 amino acids. Lineage: Eukaryota; Viridiplantae; Streptophyta; Magnoliopsida; Caryophyllales; Amaranthaceae. The record is from RefSeq and is a predicted model, not a curated record. Gene Ontology annotation, molecular function: calcium ion binding.
GUGUCAAACUUUUUUUAUUUUUAUUUUUACUUGGUUUUUUUUAAAAAAAAAUAAUUCCUUACACAAUUCUCCACUUUCUAUAUAUAUUCACCCUCUUUGUUUCUCUUUGUUUUGCUAUUUGCCAAACAAAAAUCUUACCCAAAAUAAUGAUUGUACCAAUACUCAUAUUAGUAUUAUCAAUUAUCUUCAUUAGUAGUUUAAUAAGCCCUAAAAAAUUAUUGUUACAUGUCAAAAAACCCUUCUUAUCUUCCUCUACUUCUCCCUUGCAACCUAUUUCUUCUCCUAAAGAGAAUACAAAGGACAUGAUGAUGAACAAGGAUGAUGAUGAUGAUCUAAAGCAAGUUUUCGAUACGUUUGACAAGAAUGGAGACGGGUUUAUAACUAAAGAGGAGCUCAAAGAAUCACUUAACAACAUGGGAAUGAUUGUGCCAACAAAAGAUGUAGAAGAAUUGGUUGAAAAGUUGGAUUCUAACAAAGAUGGGUUUGUUGAUCUUGGUGAGUUUAGAGAGUUGUAUUAUGAGUUGGUUAAGGGAAAGAAGGAGAAGAAAAAUGAAGAAGAAAAAAAGGUUAAUGAUUUUGAUUAUGAUGAUGAAGAAGAUUUGAAGGAAGCUUUUAAUGUGUUUGAUGGAAAUAAUGAUGGAUUAAUUACAAAGGAAGAAUUAGGGUUAGUUUUAUCUUCAUUAGGGUUAAAAGAAGGGAGUUAUAUGGAAGAAGAUUGUAAAGAGAUGAUUAAGAAGGUAGAUGUUGAUGGAGAUGGUAUGGUUAAUUUUGAUGAGUUCAAGAUUAUGAUGAAAUCUCGUUGUAACACUAAAACUUCGAAGGUUGUGCAUGGUAUAUAGUUGGCUAAUGCUAGGUUUUAGAUUUUAGCUUUUUAUUGUUAAGUACAUGUAAAAUUGACCUUAUGAAUGUUUGUGGAUAAGGCUUUGUAAAGUUCGAGCUGGUAGACUUGGUCAAUGAAGUUGUUAGGUCAAUAUAUCUCCAAAACCUUUUGUGUAUUCCAAAUGUAAAGUAAUUUAACUGUACUCCUAUUUCAAGAUAACUUUAAAUAUUUCAGGGGUGA